Messenger RNA from Larimichthys crocea (large yellow croaker), 2252 nucleotides. RefSeq names its product Fc receptor-like protein 3. Gene Ontology annotation, molecular function: transmembrane signaling receptor activity. The record is from RefSeq and is a predicted model, not a curated record. Lineage: Eukaryota; Metazoa; Chordata; Actinopteri; Sciaenidae. Gene Ontology annotation, cellular component: external side of plasma membrane; cell surface. Gene Ontology annotation, biological process: immune response; cell surface receptor signaling pathway; heterophilic cell-cell adhesion. Bases 99 to 2189 code for a protein of 696 amino acids. The transcript is spliced from 16 exons.
UAAAAACUGUCAAAACGCCUACAAAACAUAUUACAGAGCACGGUGUAACAAUAUUUAAAGUAUACAGUUGUGUUAAAGGCAACACACCUUCUUUGAGAAUGUUUGCUUCACUCCUUUGGGUCAUACUAGGGUUGUGCUACUGUAGCAAGGAGAGCAGUCAGUCACAUCUUGGUUAUCCACAACUAUCUGGCCCUUCAGAGGCUUUGGUGAAAAAAGUUGCAGAUUUUAAAUGUGAUCUGCAGAUCUACCCAAAGAAUAUAUCUAUCACACUGGAGUUCUACAAUGAGGAUAAGCAUAAGAAGUUGGGUGAAUACACCUUUGCCGAGGAUGGUGCAUCUUUUCCGAUGGUGAUCGGACAUGACCAUGAUGGCAACCUGGUGUGUGUGGCCAAAGCACCUAACAUAAAUGCCACUGUCAGCAACGUACACUACCUGAAGGUUAUUGAACCAGUGAAAGGUGCAGUGAUUGAUGUCCGUUCAGGUCCAGUUGAAUUCUUUGAAGGGAAGACACUGGAGCUAAGCUGUAAUCAUACUGCUGGAACUUAUGUCUCCUACAAAUGGCUACUGAAUGGUCAACUUGUCUCUCAGGCUCUUCAAUACCAUAACCGUCUCUUAAUCAACGGAACUACUUCUAAAGACAGUGGCUCUUACAUAUGCAUGGCCUUCAACGAAUUCAACAAAACAAAGUUCUUCAACGCAAGCAGCACUGAAGUUGUAAUCACAGUCAAAGACUUGGUGUCAAGACCUGACAUCUCCUUCACUGUGCUAAAGGAGGAUUCCCACAACUAUUCUGCCAUGGUCACCUGUGAGUCAGCAAAGGGGACUCCGCCUGUCACCUUUUCACUUUACAACAGAACAGAGUUGGUUGCCAAUAUGACAGCUAAAGACAGAAAUGCCACAUUUAAGGUUCCACUGGUCUUAGGCAAGCACAUGGGAGAUCUACAAUGCCGGGCAAAUAAUGGAGACGCGACUGAACACAGUAAAUGGAUUCCCAUAGUAGUUGAACCAGUGAAAGGUGCAGUGAUUGAUGUCCGUUCAGGUCCAGUUGAAUUCUUUGAAGGGAAGACACUGGAGCUAAGCUGUAAUCAUACUGCUGGAACUUAUGUCUCCUACAAAUGGCUACUGAAUGGUCAACUUGUCUCUCAGGCUCUUCAAUACCAUAACCGUCUCUUAAUCCACAGAACUACUUCUAAAGACAGUGGCUCUUACAUAUGCAUGGCCUUCAACGAAUUCAACAAAACAAAGUUCUUCAAUGCAAGCAGCACUGAAGUUGUAAUCACAGUCAAAGACUUGGUGUCAAGACCUGACAUCUCCUUCACUGUGCUAAAGGAGGAUCCCCACAACUAUUCUGCCAUGGUCACCUGUGAAUCAGCAAAAGGGACUCCACCUGUCACCUUUUCACUUUACAACAGAACAGAGUUGGUUGCCAAUAUGACAGCUAAAGACAGAAAUGCCACAUUUAAGGUUCCACUGGUCUUGGGCAAGCACAUGGGAGAUCUACAAUGCCAGGCAAAUAAUGGAGACGCGACUGAAGACAGUAAAUGGAUUCCCAUAGUAGUUGUCCCGGUUGAAGGGCCUGUCAUGAUGGAUUACGACCAUGACAUUGGAGAAAGCUAUGAUGUGGUCAGUCUGACCAUCUACUGCAAGGCAGCGAAGGGAUCUUUUCCACGGUACCAGUGGUUCCUCAACAAAACCCUCCUAGAUGACCGAGGAAGCUUCUACUCUGUGGACCACCAGCCUCCACAACAGUCUAUACUGAUGCUGUCAGUAGGGUGGCGGAGCGCCGGGACGUACCACUGUAGUGUGUCAGACAGCUUUGACCACACCACUGCCAGAAGAAGCAAAAGGGUGUAUUUGGAUAAACAUGUGCUGAAUCGUAUCCCCAUCUUGGUGGCAACAGUCGUCUUUGGAUGUUUCACAGCCAUGAUUCUCGUCGUCUCCGUUUGUUGCUUUCUUGGAGUGGUGUUCAAGAGAAGGCAUUAUGGAGAGAGGCCUAUGUUGGAGAUGGAGAGCAUGGUAGGUGCCCAUGAAGCCGAGCUGGAUUUGUCAGAGUACAAUGAGGACACUGAUGUGCUGACGGCAGCCAAAGAUGCUGAAUUUGAUCAGACAUCUGAAGCCUCUGUGGAUGAAUGGCCCCAAAUUGAGGAAGAGAAGAAGACGUUGGAAGAUGAACCAGUUAAGGAGCCCUGAAGGGUUCAAACUGUUUGUCCUGUAAAUAUAAGCUGUUGUGGUGAAAUAAACAUCUGCAAAUGA